AUGGCGCUCUUCACAGGGAGCGAAUAUCUUCUCAGGCGGCGCAACAUCAACCGUAGCCGCAACCACCAUACGCCAUACACAGCCGAACAUUCCAGCCUCCGUCAAGACAGCAUACACUCGACCACCGCAAUGUCCACCGAGAAGAGCGACCGGAUUCAAGCUCUCUGCAAGCACAUCUGGGGCAGCCACUGCGACUACGAUAUCGAGUACGAGACGGAUGAUAACGAAUCCUACUACACGUUCAUCAGGGAGGAUUUGAUCUUUGACUACGGCAAGCAAGUUUGGUCAAACUACGCGCCUGUCAGAGGCAUCGAUCGCGCAGGACGUGAGAUGGAGCGACACCUUGAGCGAAUGGUCCGUGAGCAGGCUUGGGAGAAGAUGAGUGAAGGGAACAAGUAG
Molecule: messenger RNA, 399 nt
Organism: Cyphellophora attinorum
Lineage: Eukaryota; Fungi; Ascomycota; Eurotiomycetes; Chaetothyriales; Cyphellophoraceae
Exons: 2
Coding region: 1-399 (132 amino acids)
Source: RefSeq, a predicted model, not a curated record